AUGAAACAUUCAUGUUCAGCAAAGAAUGAAGCUGAUUUAUAUAAUGAAUUUGAAAAAGAAAGUUGUGUUUUAAUUAUACAAGAAACAUUAUCGUUUAUAGGAUUUUUAGGAUUAUUAUUAAAUAGAUUUAAAUUGGAUGUAUCAUUAAAAUCAUAUAUUAGAGUAUUCACAGACGAUGGCUGUAGAAUUAAAUCUUUAAAAAAGACAUACAAUAACCAAAUAAUUAAUUUUAAAAUUUCAACAUUAUCAGAUGAAGAUCCAGAAGAUGAGAAAACAAAUAAACUAUUAACAAAAUCACAAGAAUAUGCUCAAGAAAUUUUAGAAAAAUCUGAAUUCUUAAAGAAAUCACAAUUAAAUUAUUUAAAAUUAUUUAGUCAUACAAAUGAAAAUCAAAAUUUAUUUUAUAAUAAUGUGAUUACAAAAUUAAUAACAUAUACUUCUCCUCCUCCUUUACAAAAUAACAAUAAUAAUAAUAGAGAACCAUCUACAACAACAGCAGCAGCAAUAAUGGAAUCACCUAAUAAUAAAUUAAAAACAUUUUUAAUAAUUGGAGAAUCAUAUCCAUAUCGUUGUAAAGUAUUAAUUUCAGAAAUAAAUAAUCCAUCAAGAAUAUGGGUAUACUUUAUUGAAGAAUCAUCAUCAAUUAAAGGAUUUAAAAUUGAAAUUGUAGUUGAAAAUGAUGAAUUGAAAAAUGAUACAAAUAGUGAACUGAAUUUAUUUAUGAAAAGUUUAGAACUCUUUCAUUUAAUUGAAAAUAAAGAAAAUGUUAUAGAGAUAGUAGAAUAUUUAGAAAAUUAUUAUAAAUCUAAUUUAAUAAAUUUUAUUGAUGAAGAUGAAGAUAAUAAUAAAAAUAAUAAAAAACCAAUUAAUAAAUAUGGAAAACUUUCAAAUGAUUUAUUUCAAGAUUUUAAAAAUUGUAAAACAGUAACUAGAAAUAAAUUAUUGGAUGAAUGUUAUUCAAGUAUUUCAAAAGUUUCAACUUAUUAUGAUAUACCAAUAUCGUUAUCUAGAAAAUUAUUAUUUCAAAAUCAAUGGAAACAAAGACAAAUCAUUGGAAUUUUAAAAGAUAAAGAAAAGAAUUUAUUAAAUAUUAAAUCAUUUAGUUGUGCACAUCGUGUUAAAGAUAUUUCAUUAGUUAAAUUUAAUUCAUUACAAUAUCAAGAGGAAGACCCAAUUGUUGAUAUUGAAUGUUCAAUUUGUUAUUGUGAAUAUUCACCAAAAGAUGAAAUGAUGAUUGAAUUAAUAUGUGGUCAUAGAUUUUGUAAAGAUUGUAUGAAUAAUUAUUUCAAAAUUUCAAUUCAAGAUGGUAAUGGUGCAAUGAAUCAAAUAAAGUGUCCACAAACUCAAUGUUUAAAUAAUUGUAUCGAUGAAGUUACCAUCGAAACAAUCUUAAUUGAAAAUAAUGGUAAAAAAGAAAACAAUCAAAUUUAUUUAAAAAAGAGUUUAAAUAAUUUUAUUAAAGAUGUAAUUUAUUCUAGACCAAAUACAUUUAAAUGUCCAGAAUUAAAUUGUAAUAGAUUAUUAUUACUUGAUAGAGAUAAUAAUAAUAAUUAUAGAAAUAAUAAUAGAAAUAAUAAUAAUAAUAAUAAUAAUAAUAAUAAUUGUUGUUAUUAUUCACCAUAUGUUCAAUGUAAUGAUAACCAUAUAUUUUGUUUAUAUUGUAAACAACCUGGAUUACAUUGGCCAUCAGCAUGUAAUAAAAGUGUAGAUUUAUAUAAUGAGCUAUUAAAUUAUUCAUGGAUUAUAAAUAAUACAACAAUUUGUAAAAGAUGUAAAUAUCCAAUUGAAAAGAAUGGUGGUUGUAAUCAUGUGACUUGUUCAAGAUGUUAUUUUCAAUUUUGUUAUGUUUGUGGUGAAGAUUUUUUAAAACAUUCCAAAACCACCGUGACUAAUUGUACAUUAAAAAAUGGUGUUGUUAGUUUUUUAGAAAUUUUCUCAACGAAAACUAAUGAUUUCGAAAUUAAAUUUUUAGAGACAUUCUUAACUCAUGGUUCAUUUCAUUGUGGUGAUUCAGUGGUUUCUCAUAUUUAUAAUUCAUUCAUUACAACAAUUACUGAUGGUAAAUUUUCAAAUAAAGAUCACUUGAAAUCUCUUCAAACUUUAGUUUUAUCUUUAUUCAAUUUAGUAAAUUCAAAAGCAAAUUCACUUGAAGAGAAAUCAAAUUUAUUUUCAACUCAAAAAAUUUUUAAAAAAUUAUUAUCACCAAUUUCAAAUCCAAAUGAAAAAAUUUUAUUUCCAAUUGUUAAAUCAUUUUAUAGAGAAAUUUAUGGCAUAAAGAAUUAUAAUAAUAAUGAUAGUAAUAAUAAUAUUGAUAAUAAUAAAUUAGUUAAUUCAUUAUCAGUUACAAUUUGUUUGAAUGGAUCAAAGAAAUCAUUAUUUAAAUUAUUUGUAAAUUCUCAAUUCCACCAAUUUAAGGAAGAAAUCGUUUCACUAUUAAAUAAAACUAUAAUUGGAAAUGACCAAAUUGAAUAUGAUUCAAAGAAAAUUAGAUUAUAUAAUCUAUAUGGUGGUCAAAUUAAAAAUUCAAAUGAAAUUUUAAAUAAUGAAGCUAUCUUUAUAACUCAUUCAAUUUUUGAAACUUUUAUUCAAGAUCCCCAAUUACCAAACCAAGAAGAAAAAGAAAAAGGAGAGGAAGAAGAAGAAGAUGAGGAUGAAGAAGAUGAAAUUAAUAAUCAAAAUAAUAAAGAAUCACUUUGUUGUUCUAAAAAAGAAAAAAGAAAGAAUGAUAUAAUGAAAUUAAAAGAAAUGAUCCAAACUAAAUUAAAGGUUAAACAAGAUUUUGAAAAUUAUGGUAUUACUGAUAGCCUGGACCAAACUGAACAAGAAUACACCACUGAAGAACUAUUCAAUCAAUUUUAUAUUCAUAAAAAUUCAUUACUUAAUAAUAUCAAUCAAAACAACAACAACAACAACAAUAAUAGUGAAAAUGAAGAGGAAGAAAAAGAAGAAGAAGUAGAAGUAGAAGAAGAGGAAGGAGAAGAAGGAAAAAAUCAAAAUGUAAAUGAGCAAGUUAAAAGAGAAAAACAAGUUGAAUUGGCAUGGAGUGUUAUGGAAAAUUUUAAUGAAGUUGACGAAGCUAUAUUAGAUUUCGAUAGAGUAUUAAAAGAAAUCAUUCUUAAUGAUAUUACAGAUUUUGAAAGUGCAAUUGAAACCAUCACAUUAAUAUUAAAACACAGUUUUGUUUAUGAUAAUUAUGAAUAUGACACUGUGUUUGAAUCUUAUUUAGAAAGUGUCAAUGGUGAAGAAUAUUAUGACCACGAUGAGGAUUUAGCUUUAUCCAAAAUUUAUAAAAAAUCUGUCAGUAAAUUUUAA
Messenger RNA from Dictyostelium discoideum AX4, 3312 nucleotides. RefSeq lists its product as hypothetical. Gene Ontology annotation, molecular function: ubiquitin protein ligase activity; zinc ion binding; ubiquitin-protein transferase activity. NCBI's taxonomy places the organism in Eukaryota, Evosea, Eumycetozoa, Dictyosteliales, Dictyosteliaceae. The transcript has 2 exons. Gene Ontology annotation, cellular component: membrane; cytoplasm. Bases 1 to 3312 code for a protein of 1103 amino acids. The record is from RefSeq and is a predicted model, not a curated record. Gene Ontology annotation, biological process: protein ubiquitination.